This is a messenger RNA of Vitis riparia (riverbank grape), 2807 nucleotides long. Its product is annotated as receptor-like protein kinase FERONIA. Gene Ontology annotation, molecular function: protein kinase activity; ATP binding. The transcript has 2 exons. Gene Ontology annotation, biological process: protein phosphorylation. NCBI's taxonomy places the organism in Eukaryota, Viridiplantae, Streptophyta, Magnoliopsida, Vitales, Vitaceae. The record is from RefSeq and is a predicted model, not a curated record. The coding region runs from base 54 to 2618 and encodes 854 amino acids.
GGACUUCAUCCGCUACCAAGGGAACCACUAGGCAAAAAAACCUCUAUCUAAACAUGAUAUCCUUCCUCAGCUUUCUCAAUCUGGUCUUCUUUCUCCGCCUCCUUACCACUGCCAUCUCCGGUGAGUUGUCGUCUUUUUACACACCUAAGGAGACCUUCUUCAUUGACUGUGGAGUCUCCCAAGAUUACAAGGCAGCGGAUGGCCGGAACUGGAUUGGAGACAACUAUUCUAAAUUCCUCCUCAAAGAAAACGGAGGAGCAUCAACAACCUCUAGUGCACCUGUAGACAGCAGCAAUAAUACCCCUCUCUUUGCCACUGCACGGCUCUCACACUCUGAAUUCACUUACAGAUUUCCUGUCUUAGCCGGCACGAAAUUCAUCCGUUUACACUUUUAUCAAUCUUCAUAUGGAGCCUUCCACAGAUCUAAAGCCUCUUUCUCAGUCAAAACUGAUGGCCACACUUUUCUUAGCAACUUCAAUGUGUCACUUGCAGCCGAUGCUCUUGAUUCCCCUAUCAUAUCCAAAGAAUUUGUUAUCAAUUUCAAAGAAGAUCAGAUGCUGAACAUAGUAUUCAAUCCAAGCGACAGAAUCGGUGAUGCGCACGCUUUUAUUAACGGAAUUGAAAUAGUCUCCAUGCCCGACGAUCUCUACUACAGUUCUCCACAAGAUGGAGGGUUUCAGUUUAUCGGUCAACAGAAUUCAUUUCGCAUUGAAACAGAUUAUGCUCUGGAAAUGGUAUACCGACUAAACGUAGGCGGGCAAUAUGUUUCGGCCAAGGAUGACACCGGCAUGUUCCGUACUUGGGAUAUGGACGAUGACUACUGCGUGAAACUAGCAUUUGUACCCGCCAACACCAGCAUUAAUCUCAAAUUCACCAAAAUACCAAAUUACACGGCACCUCUUGAUGUCUACCGCGCCCGGACCAUGGGAAACAGCAAAACUGAGAACAUGGGAUACAAUCUUACUUGGUCUUUGCCUGUGGACUCUGGUUUUAGUUACCUGCUUAGAUUACAUUUUUGCGAGUUCCAACCAGAGAUCCAGCAGCAGCAGGACAGGGAGUUCACGAUUUUCAUAGCUAACCAGACGGCGGAGAAUCAUGCAGACGUGAUCAAAUGGAGCGGCGGAAACGGAGUUCCGAUAUACAGAGAUUAUGGGGUAAUGAUGCCAAGCCAGGGAAGUAACAAAAAACAAAAGCUCUACAUACAACUGCAUCCUAACCUGGAUUAUGAAACCGUUUACAAUGAUGCAAUCCUCAACGGAAUCGAGCUGUUCAAACUCAUCAAUCCCAAUCCAGACCAACAGCCUACCUCGAGGGAAAGUAACAAAAUGAAGCUUGUUGCAAUUACCGGAGGUGUGGUUUGCGGUGUAGUUGCAGGCUCAGUUUUAUGCAUCUUUGUCGUGCAUCAAAUGAAGAGAAAAAGAGAUCCUGGCCUCAGAGACAGAACACUAUGGCGGCGCCCAGUUUUUUAUAUUUGGGGUAAGUACACCGACGCCCACCGUUCAUCUCUAACAUCCAAUCUGUGCCGUCAUUUCAGUCUGCAAGACAUCAAGACGGCCACCAAGAACUUUGACAAGGGAUACAUCGUCGGAGAGGGAGGCUUUGGUAACGUGUAUAAAGGAUAUAUCAAUGGAGGAACUACACCGGUGGCGAUGAAACGCCUAAAUCCUGAGUCACAGCAGGGGGCCCACGAGUUCAUGACUGAGAUCGAGAUGCUUUCCCAGCUGCGUCACAUUCAUCUUGUGUCUCUCGUUGGUUACUGCAACCAUAAACGUGAGAUGAUCCUUGUGUACGAGUACAUGGCCAAUGGCAACCUCCGCGAUCAUCUCUACAACACUGAUAAUCCUCCUCUGCCGUGGACCCAACGCCUUCAGAUUUGCAUCGGAGCUGCGCGUGGACUGCACUACCUUCACGCCGGUGUGAAGAAGACAAUCAUUCACCGUGAUGUCAAGACAACCAACAUUUUAUUGGAUCAUAAAUGGGUGGCUAAAGUUUCCGACUUCGGCCUAUCCAAAAUGAGUCCUACCAGCGUGGCAAAUGCCCACAUCAGCACAGUUGUCAAGGGUAGUUUUGGCUAUCUGGAUCCAGAGUAUUUCAGAUUCCAACGUCUGAACGAGAAGUCUGACGUCUACUCAUUUGGGGUGGUAUUAUUUGAAGUACUGUGUGCAAGGCCACCUGUAAAUCAAACAGGGGAGGAAGAGCAAGCGGGCUUGGCACACUGGGCCGUCACCAGCUACAAAAAUGGAAAGCUGGAGGAAAUCAUCGACCCCCAUUUGAAGGGUAAGAUUGCACCAAUGUGCUUGGAGAAAUACGGAGAGAUUGCAGUGAGUUGCGUGCUUGAUCAAAGGAUCAAGCGUCCGUCAAUGAGCGAUGUGGUGAGGGGCCUUGAGCUUGCAUUGGAGCUCCAGGAAAGUACAGAAAAGGGGAACAGUAUAAAUGAGUCCCUGGACCAUGAGGAGGACCUAUCACAAAUUUCUGGUACAGAUGACGACGACAAAGAUGUGUUUCAUAAUGGAGGUAGAGACGUCUACGAUUCAGAGGCUAGCAGGGUGACAAUCCCGAGCAAUGAUGAAAAAAGUUCAAUUAGUGUUAUGAUGGAAGACGAUCCAUGUGUUGUCUGAUAUCAUGAAGCCCCAAGGGAGAUGAAAUCAGGCAUGUAUUGGACUAACAGGGCACUUAACAGGUGGGUCAUUUUUAUCAAAUAAGGUAAUUGGACUACUUGUUUAAUUGAUCUUUAUUAUGAAGUUUCUAGCGCUAUCAUUUCUUCAUCAGAAUUUUUAAAUAAUUAGUAGUAUGAAUAUAAACUUUAU